ACGACUUCAACAGACUCCUCAGACUCGUCCGGUGUGUGUUUUCCAGCCGACACAUCCUCAUCGGAGCGGCGCUUUUCGGGAGCUGGUUUUAUGAAGACAAUGAUGGAGCUAAUGACUGAUUCCCCUUUCUAUCUCAACAAUACAUCAGACGCCACUGGAAGAAAUAGCUCUUUUUACGACGACGACGAUGAGUAUGACUAUAAGGACGAGCACGCUGAGCUGAGACAGUCGCUCAACAUCAUGUCUCUCAUUGUUUACUGCCUGGCCUUUGUUCUCGGUGUGCUCGGGAAUGGAGUGGUUAUCUGGGUGACCGGGUUCAAGAUGAAGAAAACAGUCAACACAGUCUGGUUCCUCAACCUCGCUGUGGCCGACUUCCUCUUCACCGCCUUUCUGCCCCUGAGUGUGACCUACACAGCUUUGGAUUUCCACUGGCCUUUUGGCAAGUUCAUGUGCAAACUGAACAGCACAAUAAGCUUUCUGAACAUGUUUGCCAGUGUCUUCAUUCUGGUGGUGAUCAGUGUGGACAGAUGUGUGUCUGUGGUGUGGCCCAUCUGGGCCCAGAACCACCGAAGUGUACGCAAGGCAUCCUGUGUGAGUCUGGGGGUCUGGCUUCUGGCUCUGAUUCUCAGCACUCCGUACUUCAUCUUCAGGGACACUGGGCCGUCGUACAACAAUUACGACAUCAUCAACUGCUUUAACAACUUUGCUUUUUCUGAUGACUAUGAAACGCCAGCUGUGAAUCAGCUGCGACAGUUUCGUCAUCAGGCCAUGACCAUUACCCGCUUCCUCCUGGGGUUUGUUGUCCCCUUCACCGUUAUUGUCUCCUGUUAUGCUGUGAUAAUUCAUCGUCUCAGAAGAAACCGCACCCUGGCCAGCCACUCAAGUCGCACCUUCAAGAUCAUCGGUGCAGUUAUCACCAUUUUCUUCCUGUGCUGGGCUCCUUAUCACAUCAUGGCUUUAAUUGAGUUGGUCAAUCACAUGGCUAAUCAUGCAAGUGAAACAUUAGACCACAUCACCACUAUUGGAGUCCCGAUAGCAACCAGCCUGGCCUUCCUCAACAGUUGCCUGAACCCACUGCUGUAUGUGUUCAUGGGCCAAGAUUUCAAGGAUAAAAUCCGCAAAUCCAUCCUGAAUGUUUUGGAGACUGCCUUCCAGGAAGAGGUUUCUCGCUCCUAUACCUACACAAACUCAAUGGUCACCAGUCGGAGCAAAGAAAAGUCUGUUUCUGAUGCUGAGGUAUAAUGUUUUCCAUGGUUUGAAAAAAACAAAUACUGUAAAUAGCUAAUGUAACUGUAUAUAACAAAUAACUUGGCUUCUGCUGUUGUUUUUUAUCAAAGGACUCUCAAUCUCUAUACAUUAUCUGAAAUUGAGACAUUACACCUGUUCCCGUUGUUUUGAUCAACAUGAUAUUCACGAUUGGCAACUUCACCGUCCACAUUUACAAUAUUACAAAUGGUCAUAUUAUACAGUAACUACUAGAUCCAUGUGUGAUGCAAUUGUGGGAUGAUUGAUUUGUAAUAAAUGGAAAGCUGAAAUGUGUUAUAAUAAUAAUAAUAAUAAUACAUAUUAUUUAUGGAGAGCUUUACAAGUAAAUUUGGUAGGUUGUAAACUAAUGCACUGAAUAGUAAUAAUAAAGAAUAUACAGUGUGAAAUAGUGAUGAGGAACCACUGCAUAAACAGGCUUAUAGCUAAUAAAUUAGCAAACUUGCCCCUUACCACUGAUCCCAUUAAGUGUGUACAUGACAAAAUUGAGCAAAUGACCACAAAGACCAUCUUUGGUACGAAUUAAACUAUUUAGUUACACUAGAUUUUGUUUGAAUUCAUUUAGUUUCAUAAUGUUGCCUGUAUUGUCUUUUACUUACGAUGCCGGCCAUUUGGCAACAGAAACAGAUUCAACUUUCUUUUGACUGCUACAUAUCUGCAGCAUGCUUCGAUAAACAUGUUUUAUACAACGUUAUUCAGCACUAGAACAGGCUAAUGUACACCUAAUAAAUACCUUUUAUAGUGAAUAUGCUGUUUUUAGGUUUAAAGUACAAGCAUUGUAUACUUGGCAUGGUUUCAUAUUUUGAUUAUUGUUAGUUACUUUUUGGGGGAGAUAUGUUUCAUAUGCGAGUACAUGCACAGUGUGCCAUAAACCAAGCACUUCCAUGUAACAUCUCCACCAAUCAUCCAAAGUGUCUUAUGCUGUCUCAUUUUAGUUUACUAUAAAAUAGAUAAAGAAAAAUCACCAACACAUUUUAAAAACGAGAAUCAGUGAAUAUCUUUUAACCCUUGUGUUGCCUUAGGGUCAAUUUGACCCGAAUCAAUAUUACACCCUCCCACCACCUUAGGGUUAAUUCAAUGUUUAAUGUCGGUGUUCUUUCGGUAGUCAACAAACAAACAUAAAGUGCCUCACACUUAAACUUGGAAAACAAUAUUAAUUCUAAUAAUUUUCUGGAGGUUUUAAUUGCUGGCGUCAAAUUUAACCCAAAGGGUAAAAUAUGUUAGUAAAUAUAAAGGUAACAGGAGGGUGAAACAUUGAAUCGGAUCAAAAUGACCCUAAGGCGGUGGGAGGGUGUAAUAUUGAUUCGGGUCAAAUUGACCCUAAGGCAACACAAGGGUUAAACGAUCAAUCGGUUAUCAAUCGACUGAUUGAAUGGAGACAAAGCGUAAAGGACACACCAAUUCUGUGUAUUGUAUGACUUUGGUAUUGUGUAAUAUUGUGAUGAACCUCUCUAUAAAAUGUCUCAUGUAAACAAUGUAAAUUGAGAUUUGACUGUUUGUAUUUUAAUAUGUAUAUCACAUACACAAAUUCUCUAAUGUAACACAUAACUAACAAGAAGCCCAUCGCAGUGCUUACUUUUUAUUGUUUCUUCACUUCCUCUUUAUUAUUAUUAUAGUCCUCGCCAGUAGAGGGAGCUAUUUUACCAAUUACAUGCUUCUUAGAUUCAGAACAGCUAACUUCAUAGGAAAAAAAUAAAUCUCAUUGUUUUGUUCCAAUAGUGCAAAAAGAAUUGUAGCACUUACAAUAUUAAAGGCAUUCCAGUGAAGUCGUCAGGAAGUGGAUACAUCAUCACUCGUUUGUGAUUGUAUAAAUAUUAUGUGUAGACUUUUAGUGCCAAAGUCUGGACUUAUUAGUAGCUCUGACAUUAUGUCCUAUAUUCUGAAAAACUGAAUUGUCAAACAUCAAUAAUUAAUGUGAUGAUGUUAUUAGUAAAAUAGUAUAAAUAAUAGUUCAUUCUUAUUGUCAAAUAAGUUAUACUCUAAAAGGAAAGAUACAAUAAAACUUGUUUCAGUCCACUGUAAA
Messenger RNA from Pseudoliparis swirei, 3286 nucleotides. It is a transcript of the gene fpr1, whose product is annotated as formyl peptide receptor 1. The record is from RefSeq and is a predicted model, not a curated record. Lineage: Eukaryota; Metazoa; Chordata; Actinopteri; Perciformes; Liparidae. Bases 91 to 1242 code for a protein of 383 amino acids. Gene Ontology annotation, biological process: positive regulation of cytosolic calcium ion concentration; inflammatory response; complement receptor mediated signaling pathway. Gene Ontology annotation, cellular component: plasma membrane. Gene Ontology annotation, molecular function: G protein-coupled receptor activity; complement receptor activity. The transcript has 2 exons.